This is a messenger RNA of Adineta steineri, 447 nucleotides long. The record is from the annotation of a GenBank genome assembly. Lineage: Eukaryota; Metazoa; Rotifera; Eurotatoria; Adinetida; Adinetidae.
AUGGUAAUUAAAGAUCUUGAUUUAAAUCAACAACAUCAUCCAUUAUUAAAUGCAUGUCGUUCUCUUGCUUCAACUUUACAUAACGAAGUAACAUGGCAUUCAACACAUCUUCGUCUUACUCAAUUAAUUGAACGUUUUCCUCGUUUAAAACUACUUUUAAUCAUAUUAAAUAAAUAUGGUGAAACAAUUGAUUUAUAUGAUAGUAAAACACUUGAACAAAUACCAUUCGAAUCAUUUGAUCUUAUAUUUUCUGCAAAUCAACUUCUAGGAAAUCAGGAUUUAACAAAUUCUUUAAUUUCUCUUCGUCGUUUACUUGUUCCUAAUGGUCUUCUUUUAUUACUUGAACUAGUUCAUAUUCCUCUUUAUUUUGAUCUUAUUUUUGGUUUUAAUGAUCAAUGGUGGUCAUCUGAUGAUAAUAAUCGUGCAUUAAAUAAUAUUCAACAAUGA